AUGGGCCGCCUGGUGACGCUAGCAACGUGCUCGCUCAACCAGUGGGUCCUUGACUGGACGGGCAAUGCCGACCGAAUCAUCGAGAGUGUGCGAAGAGCAAAAGCAGCCGGAGCAACGCUUCGCGUUGGCCCCGAGCUCGAAAUCACCGGUUAUGGAUGCCUUGACCACUUCCUCGAGUCAGAUACGUUCCUGCACUCGUGGGAGAUGCUUGCCAGGAUCAUCGAGCACCCAGAUUGUCAGGAUAUCAUAGUUGAUGUUGGCAUGCCAGUCCGACAUCGCAACUGUCGAUACAACGCACGAGUCAUCUUCUACAAUAAAAAGAUCAUCCUCAUCAGGCCAAAGUCCUCCCUGGCGAAUGACGGCAACUACCGAGAGAUGCGUUACUUUACACCUUGGCUGAAGGAGCGCUAUACAGAGGACUACUAUCUCGAAUCAGUGGUAUCAGACAUCACUGGCCAACUAAUAGUGCCAUUUGGUGAUGCUAUUAUCUCAACACGGGACACAUGCUUUGCUGCAGAGACAUGCGAGGAGCUCUUCACACCCAACCCACCACAUAUCUCGCUUGGCCUCGACGGAUGUGAGAUAUUCACCAACAGCAGCGGAUCACAUUUCGAGAUUCGCAAAAUCCUACGCCGCCUGACGCUGAUCAGGGAAGCAACACAACAGAACAAGGGCAUCUACCUAUACGCAAAUCAACAAGGCUGUGAUGUCGUAGCCCAGGGCUCUCAAUUCAGCUUGAACGACGUCGAAGUUGUCACUGCCACGAUCGAUCUCGAAGAAGUCCGCGCCGCUAGGUUUGCACCCUCCCGAGGCAUGCAGGCCCAGAAGCAAGAACCCUAUCCACGCCUCAAUAUCAACGUCGCCCUUUCACAGCCCAAAGCAGGCCCAUCACCAAUGGACAUCGGACCCUCCCCCGAAAUCGAGCUCCGAUCCUCCACUCCACCCGAAGAAAUCGCCCAAUGCUGCGCAAUGUGGCUCUGGGACUACCUCCGCCGCUGCGGUGGCGCAGCAGGCUACUUCAUCGCCCUUUCCGGCGGCAUCGACUCAUGCGCCACCGCCACCCUCGUCUUCAGCAUGUGCCGCAUGGUCCACAGCGCCAUCCACUCCUCAUCCACCGACCCGACCACACGCGCCCAAGUCAUCGCCGACUGCCGCCGCGUCUGCGAUCAGGCGGACGAUGCUGAUUGGCUUCCUAACUCGCCUCAAGAUAUCUGCAGUCGCAUCUUUCACACCUCCUUCAUGGGCACCGUGAACUCCUCCACCGAAACCCGCACCCGCGCCAAACACCUCGCCAACGCAAUCGGCGCAUAUCACAUCGACUGCGACAUCGACAGCAUCGUCUCCGCGCUGACCACCUUCUUCACCACCGUAACCCGCUUCACUCCGCGCUUCAAGCAGCACGGCGGCUCACCCACCCUUCUCGCGCUGCAAAAUAUCCAAGCCAGGCUCCGCAUGGUAGUAUCGUACUUCUUCGCGCAACUCCUCCCUACCGUCCGACAGCGCAAAUCCGGCGGCGGACUCUUAGUUCUUGGCUCCGCGAACGUCGAUGAGCAGUUACGGGGGUACCUGACCAAAUACGACUGCUCGAGUGCGGACAUCAACCCGAUCGGGGGCAUCUCCAAGACCGAUUUGAAGGCUUUCAUCGCGUACGCCGAGGAGGCCUUUGAGUUGCCCAUCCUGCGGGAGUUCCUGGACGCGACGCCUACGGCUGAGUUGGAGCUAUAA
This is a messenger RNA of Cyphellophora attinorum, 1725 nucleotides long. RefSeq names its product Glutamine-dependent NAD(+) synthetase. Lineage: Eukaryota; Fungi; Ascomycota; Eurotiomycetes; Chaetothyriales; Cyphellophoraceae. Gene Ontology annotation, cellular component: cytoplasm. Gene Ontology annotation, molecular function: glutaminase activity; ATP binding; NAD+ synthase (glutamine-hydrolyzing) activity. Gene Ontology annotation, biological process: NAD+ biosynthetic process. Bases 1 to 1725 code for a protein of 574 amino acids. The record is from RefSeq and is a predicted model, not a curated record. The transcript has 2 exons.